CAGUACCCUCCCCUUCCCCGCCCGAAUGGAGGGGCAUCAUGGGCAGCGCACCUUAAAAGCAGCAGAGUGAGCAACUCGGAGCUCGGGUGAGGGUACGUGAAGUCGAAGGAAGAGAGGGAGUGUGGAAGCCAGGGAGGACAAGUCCAGGAACCAAGGUCCAGCACAGUCAAAGUGUCCUGGACAGGAAAGCCCAUUUUAACGAUUUAGAGCCUCUUCUCACUUUCCAAGGAAAACAUGCAUCAGAAAAAGAAGUCUAAUGUCCUUCUCUGCUGUUCACUACUGUACACACUCUCUGUGAUCCGGUCCUCAGAGGGAAUCUCGGUCUCAACGCACCAUAACCUCCACAAGCGAGUGGGAUCAGACGUGACACUGUACUGUGGCUUCUGGUCGAGCGAGUAUGUGUCAGAUCUCACCACCCUCUCCUGGCGCUUCCGUCCGGAUAACUCCCGGGACAUCAUCUCGAUCUUUCAUUACGGAAACGGAGUCCCUUAUAUCGAGAAAUGGGGUCAGUUCCGCAACCGAGUUGAAUGGGUCGGGGAUAUCUCCAAACAGGACGGCUCCAUCGUGAUCCGCAAUCUCGAUUAUAUCGACAAUGGAACCUUCACCUGUGAUGUCAAAAACCCCCCAGAUGUCGUGGGCACUUCCUCUGAUGUUCAUCUCACUGUUUACGACAGGAUUCCCCCUGUUGGUGCUGGAGUCGUGUCAGGAGCAAUCAUUGGUACCUUCCUGGGCAUCAUUCUGCUGGUUGUCGGUGGUUUAUAUCUUUUCCGGUACAUCGUCAGAAGGCGGGCUAGGAGUGAGACCAUUUUCUUCAAAGGAGCCAGUGCCGCUGAACGAGGCAAGGCCAGUGGUAAAGCAGGGACCGUCAGCAAAGGUCCUGUGCUGUACGCCACCCUGGACCAGAGCAAGAGUGGGAAAGGAGGCAGCGACAAGAAAACUAAACUCUCCGAGUCCAAACGGGACAAGAAAUAGCGGUCAGCCUUACCGCGGGCACCCCGGGCAGCGAGUGGGGGCACUGCCGGUGCUCCGCGGGUCCUCAUGACCAUUGAGAUGACACUGACUGAUUCCGACACGGGCAGCGACACAGAGCCAAAGGACCUCCCAAGUGGCCAGCACAAUACCAAGUGGAAGAGGGGCUCCAGCGCCAAGUGACCCACUCUGUUCUGUCCUUCCUUCCCUCGCUCUGCUGCCGAAACUGCCCCUCCCCAACCCCGGCCACACACUGACACACCCCCCGCACUCCCCUCCCCUCUCUACCGACAAUGGCACCGAUAUUGGCCCAGUCUGGUCCCACAGAGGUGCCUGCCCACCGCCCCCCGCUUCCAUUGGUCAUGCUGCAGCCCUUUAAUUGCUGAGCACCUUCAGCCCAAAAGGCUACAGCUCUGCUUGCGCACCCCCCCCACUCCUCCUCAGUUAUCCUGCCCCCCCACUUCCCCUCUGAUUAUCACAACCACCCCCCCCCCCCCUCCGCCAUCACUCACUGCUCCAAGGCCAUUUUCCAGCCUGAAACGUGACUGUGUUCUCCAUCGAUCAGUGUGGAAAGUGAUGGGGGGGGGUUAGAUGGCGAUGAGGGGGUGGGGGGAGCCGGUGGAUCUGGGAUCACGCCAGGAUGGCAGGUGGCGUGAUCCCAGGCGGAGGUGGGUGAAGGUCACGGGGAGGAAAACAGUGAGUUGGGGGGAGGGGGAAGAAAAUCAAUAGCCCAUCUCCACCAACCCCCCCACCAUCCCCAUGACCAACUACCCCCUCCCCCCGUCAACUCCCCGAGUCCUUUUCCACUCCACCUGGCCCCGGGGCGUUGGGGAGGAAGAAGAGGAGUUGCAGGGGGGUAGGGAUGGGUGGGGGUGUGUGGGAGGAAUCCGCCCUGGUCUUCCUCUUCAGCCGCACUGCACUGGUGAGUGGGUAAGGAGGGAGGAGUGGAAAGCGGGGGGGGGGGGUGGGCUCCAGGCCUGGGCAAAUUGGAGCAGGGCUGGGGCUGGCGCACAAACCAGCCCAAGACCCUCCUACGAAAUCCGAGCCCCUGACGGCUCAGUCGCUGUGUGUUGGCCAGAACCCAUGCCCUGUCAGGUCAUUAAGAGGGGGCCUCCAGAACUCACCGUCACUUCACCCAUCAGCCCACCCUCCCCACCACCACCUCCCCCGUCGCUCCCAGUGAUGGCCAGUACCGGCGCACUCCACAGGUCCCGUCGCGAGGUCAAAUCGGGAAUUAACCCACGCGUGGACAUUAUCCACUAUUAAUGGAAUAUUAACAUCAAAACAAAGCAGCACAAAGGAGUCUAAUUCUGUACCGUGUUGAAGCUUCGCACUAGCUACGAGUCUUAAAUAAAACGAGAGAACCUGUCUUUGUGAUGUAACACGAAUUUAAAAACACUUUUCUCACGAUUAAACAUUAAAGAUCUGUAAUGGGUGCUGA
This is a messenger RNA of Stegostoma tigrinum, 2410 nucleotides long. RefSeq names its product myelin protein zero (gene mpz). Gene Ontology annotation, cellular component: membrane. Gene Ontology annotation, biological process: myelination. The transcript has 6 exons. The record is from RefSeq and is a predicted model, not a curated record. The coding region runs from base 235 to 972 and encodes 245 amino acids. NCBI's taxonomy places the organism in Eukaryota, Metazoa, Chordata, Chondrichthyes, Orectolobiformes, Stegostomatidae.